Messenger RNA from Haliotis rubra (blacklip abalone), 1815 nucleotides. RefSeq names its product acid sphingomyelinase-like phosphodiesterase 3b. Bases 41 to 1399 code for a protein of 452 amino acids. Gene Ontology annotation, molecular function: hydrolase activity. The record is from RefSeq and is a predicted model, not a curated record. The transcript is spliced from 6 exons. Lineage: Eukaryota; Metazoa; Mollusca; Gastropoda; Lepetellida; Haliotidae.
AGCCGAAGACACAACAACACAACUGUUCGAGCAGUGCGACAUGUUGAGCAGGAUAAACGUACUCACUGUUCUUCUGCUGUAUUCAACAUGUGCAUGUGCACAGGAAGGUUAUUUUUGGCACAUAACGGACCACCAUUACGACACAACGUACUGGUCUGAAAUGCGGUCCUGUAAUGACGAAGUUCCGGUUCGUGGUAUCUAUGGCGACUACUGGUGUGACUCCCCCUGGCGGCUUGUCAACGACAGCAUCAACGCCAUGGCAAGCAUCAAAGGAAACGUCGACUUCAUCCUCUGGACUGGUGAUAACGUGGCCCACAUCGCGGAUCAAUACACCAAUGAGACUUAUGUCGUGCACAUCCUCAGAAGUAUCACUGACGCCCUGAAGACGGCGUUCCCAGGGGUCAAGGUCUACGCCACGAUGGGGAACCACGACUGGUAUCCUUCCGACCAGUACCCCGUGAUAUCACACUUCCUGUACAACGCCACUGCGGAAUUGUGGGAAGACUGGAUUGGCGAUGCAAGUCAACUUCAAAACUUCCGUAAAGGCGCCUACUACACCGUGAAGACAAUCCAAGGACUGAGGAUUAUAGGGCUUAACACAAACCUGUACUACACGUCGGACAAACUGACCACAGACUUGACUGAUCCUGCUGGUCAGUUCGCCUGGCUUGAGGAGGUCCUUAAGAACGCCAAGGUUGCUGGAGAGAAGGUGUUGAUGACUGCCCACGUCCCUCCCGGCAUCCACGUUCCAGGGAAGGUUCAGUGGUUUUACGACCACUACAACACCCGUUUUCUUGAUAUCAGCCGUACAUACUCAGACAUCAUCGUGGGCAUGUUUUUCGGUCACGACCACUACGACGGAUUCAAACUCUUGCAAAGAAAUGGUGGGAGUCCAGGUGUUCCAAUGUUUAUGGCUCCAUCACUCACACCUUGGCGUUUCAAAAUUACUGACAAAACCGGCGAUCCGCACAACCCAGCCGUCAGACUUGUCAAGUACAACCAGCAGACCGGAGUCCCACUUGACAUCCACCAGUAUUACAUGGACCUGACUGCCAGCAACAGAAACAACGUCUCUGACUGGAAAAUUGCGUACAAAGCCAGCGAAGCCUACGGGCAGUCAGAUCUCUCGGCUGUUUCCGUUGAUAAUAUAAUAAAGGCCUUCAAAACAGACAAAUCUGUUCUUGAUAAGUUUAUCAGACACCGCUCCGUCCUGGCUAAUGGAGAAACGACAGUCAAUGCCUGUGACGAGAAGUGUCGAGCUGAAUUAAACUGUGGUUUCAUCCACAUGACCGAGGAUUCGUUCGAUUCUUGCUACACAGCAAUAGUUGGAGGUUCGGCAAGGUUGUGUUCUUCGUCCUUUCUUAUUGUCAUCUUAGUCACCAUAUGUUGUAUUCUAUAGUAGGAGAAAUGUCUCUUUAAUAUCGAUCUCUGUGUUCAUAAUGUGAGCUUCAUUUCGUGCUUUACUCUUUAUCAUUUUUCGUUCAUUCGUAAAAUAUGUGAACAUUUAACAGAUACUGUUGUAAAAUAAAUCGUCGAUCCAAACACCUGUCAUACUACAUGUCACUAGUGCAAUGGUAAGGAAACACGAUAACCUUCGUUCGCGACCCUUGAACGCUGUGAAUCAUGCAGUCUUCAUCCAGUAGCUUGUGACAUUCGGCAUAACUCAUACGAAUAUUAAUUCAAUUUGACUGAUAAAGGACAGUGGUCAAUUACGUGAGAUCUUACACUUUACAUCCGUGCAAUAGUGACGGAACGUUUGUUUUCACUGUUGUGUUUGUCCCAAUAUUUAUCCCAUAAUAAAUAUAUGUUUUACAA